Cladocopium goreaui is the source of this 3525-nucleotide messenger RNA. Lineage: Eukaryota; Dinophyceae; Suessiales; Symbiodiniaceae. The record is from the annotation of a GenBank genome assembly.
AUGGACCGAGUGACAUACAUCGCUCCAUGUUGGGAAGGUCACGGUCACUGGGUGAAGCAAGAAGAUGGGACGACCAUCGUAGCCCGGUUCUGCAUAGCUGAUGUGUGGAACCCCGUGACAGACCACUCGUGGCUGGCAGUCAUGACAGAGAUGCCAGAUCCACUUGAAGAAAGAAGAAGAUUGAGGAGAAAGACGCCACCAGAGUUGGCAAAGAUGGAGGUUCAAGAAGACGAACCAGGGGAAGAGGGGAGAGACCCUGAACCCAGAAGAAGAUCAAGACUUUUGCAGCUGAUCAUGGAGGAGAUGACAGCUCUGAUGGAAGACCCCUCAGAAGAGGCCCUGAAGACGACGAUGCAGUCUGUGGCCAAACUCCGAAUGAUGAUGGAGACGGGCACGAGUGAAGACGUUCUUCAGACGAGGAUCGUGGGCCUGGGGGAGGUGAUGAAAGACCUUGAAGGAUGGAAGAAGCCCAUCGAAGAAGAACUGAAGUCUUUGGUGGAAGACAAGAUGGCCCUUGAAGCCAUUUCCAAGGAGGAGGUGGAGAAGAUGUUCAGGGAGGCACACGCCGAAGGAAGAAAGCUGGAGGUGGUGCCAGGAAAGCUGGUGACGGUGGUGAAGCCCGCACCAGAAGGAGGAAAGAAGAAAGCCAGAAUAGUGGCGUGUGGAAACUUCACGGCGAAAGAUGCCCAGGACGAACUGUACGCGUCCACUGGUGAUGCAGUGACUUUGAGGAUCAUGAUGAAGUUAGCAUCAGAAAACCAGUGGGACGGAGUCACGUUGGACAUCCGUACAGCGUUCCUCAACACACCAUGGGAAGACAUGGAUGUGUUGGUGAAGCCACCCCACUUGCUGAUCAGGAUGAAGCUGGUCGAAGAAGGCACGCUGUGGCGGCCGACGAAGGCCUUGUAUGGCUUCAGAAAGAGCCCAAGGUUGUGGGGAAACCACAGGGAUUCCACGAUGAGGAAGAUGGAAGUCCCACAUGAAGGGAAGCGACACAGAUUGACACAGCUGGUGUCGGAACCCAACCUCUGGAGGAUAGAUGAGGUGAAAGAUGAGGAUGAAGAAGAGGAGAAACCGAAAGGGCCUCCAAAAGCCCUGAUGAUGGUCUACGUGGACGACUUGUUCGCCACAGGUCCAACACAGCUACUGAAGGCGCUGACUGAGACCAUCAAGAAGGAAUGGAACACCUCAACUCCAGAGUGGAUCAACGAAGAUCCCACAAGAUUCCUCGGCAUGGGAAUCUCCAAGACCAAAGGAGAGGAUGGUCUUGAAGUCUGGGCAGCAUCCCAGCAGGACUAUGUCAAGGAGUUGCUGAGGAGGAACGUGGGGGAGGAUGAGAAGAAAUGGCCCAAGAGAAAGGUGCCAAUCUCCAAGGAUCCACCGGCUGAACACCAAGAAGAGCCAAAGGUGGAAGGAGUCAGGAAGGCCCAGAAGAUAGUGGGCGAAGCACUCUGGUUAGUCACGAGGACCAGACCAGACAUGAUGUAUGCCUUGGCGAAGAUGGCCAGCCAAGUGCUGCAUCAACCCCAGUGGGUCGCAGAGAGCGCAUCCCAACUGUGGGGAUACAUGGCUGCCACGAUCCAUGAAGGGAUCACCUUUGAGAAAGGUCCAUCAUGGGAAGGAUGGGAAGAGCAGUCAGGGCUUGCUGUUUAUGCUGACGCAAGCUUCGCACCCUCAGGUGAAGAAAGUCACGGUUCAGUGAUUGUGACUCUGAGGGGAGCCCCGCUGCUAUGGAAGAGCUCAAGGCAGUCGACGGUCAGCCUUAGCACAGCGGAGGCAGAGCUGAACGAGCUCAUAGAAGGACUGAUGAUGGGGGAAAGUGUUGCAGCGAUUUUGGAGGAGCUGGAACCCCACAUCAUGAAGAUGAUGGCAUCAGACUCGCAGGCAGCGGUGAACAUCUGUCUGGCAGAAGGAGGAAGCGAAGACAUGCUGGCAGACAUUGGGACGAAGAGCCUGACGUCAGCCAGGUUGGAAAAGCUCAAGAAGGGGCUUGGCAUGAAGAAGAUUGGAAAAGAUGAAGAAAAGAAUGAGGAGCCAGAAGAGAAGACGGCACCAGAAGAGGCAGAGAAGAUCAAGAAGAAGGAACAGGGGACCAGAGUCCCAAAAGAAGUAGAGAAGGCACUCCAGUGCGUGGCGUUGAUGAUCGCCAUUCAGGGAGCCAAAGCUCAAGAUGAUGAGGAGACCGAAGAAAGGGCAGAGAUGUUCCACAUUGAGCUAAUUCUGAUGUUUGCUCUUGUGGGAGUGGUCUCAGUGAUCCAGAGGAUCAUCCCUUGUCUGAUGGGCUGGCUUCGGAGAGACCGACAGCCUGAGGAAGAGCCCGCAGAAGAAGAAGGAAGCAGGGUGAGAGGAGCACCCACAAGACGCCAAGAAGAACAGGCGUUGAGGACCCCAGAGAGCAUCAGGAGGAGAAGGAGAGUGGAAGCCAGGGAUGAUGAAGACACAGAGGAGGAGACAGACCCAGGUGUUCCAUUCCCUCACGGAGAUCGUGAUGGGAACCUCUUCCUGAGGAAUCCGCCGGGCCCAAAAGCACCGCCAAGACAGCUGGCACACAUGUAUCCCAUCCCAAAGGGACAGCAGAAAGGCCAGCAAGCAGGCCAAGCAGGCACACAAGUAGGCCAAUUGGGCCUACAAGCAGGCCGACCGGGCCAACAGGCAGGCCAACAGAAAGGCCGCCCACAACAGGCAGCUAGCAGCAGCACAACACCGGUGCACAUGCUUGUGCCACCACCACCACCACCACAAGAGCCAGGCGCAGAGCCACCACGGCUGGUGGAAGAGUUCUUCCAAGGACUCGUACAAGAAGAACACGAGCACCCAGAUGAUUGGGACCCGGAGACCCAUGGGCAGAUUUACCCAGGGAAAGGAAGUCCACCACAGGCAUACUUCCAAAGGAUGGCCGAGAAGGGUCAAGCCAAAGGGAGAGGAAAGAAAGGUGAUGAUGAGAUCGCGGCCAAAGGCGCGAAAGGAGGAAAGAAAGGUGAUGAUGAGAUCGCGGCCAAAGGCGCGAAAGGAGGAAAGAAAGGUGAUGAUGAGAUCGCGGCCAAAGGCGCGAAAGGAGGAAAGAAAGGUGAUGAUGAGAUCGCGGCCAAAGGCGCGAAAGGAGAAGGAAGCCCACAGAAAGGGGCACCCAAGGGCCAAGGAAAGAAAGGCCAGGCAGAAGGUGAAGAAGUCCCAGAGACUGGAGCACAAAAAGGAGGAGGAAAGAUGGCCGAGAACGGCGAAGGAGAUGACGAAGCAGCACCUCCAAGAGUGCCAAGUGACGAACAUGGCGUGGCACUGCCGGUGUACAUCACGCCAUGGGGCACAAGAUUCCAUACAGGGGUCACCUGCCCCACUUUGGCGAACUCUGGAUGGAUGGUGAGGUCGCCGUGGUGCCCUCUGUGCUGUGUCGGCCUCCAGCCGAGCUCCGCUACCAUCCUCUACUCAGAGGGACCGGGGAGAACAGUGCAUAGCCGACGAGAAUGCGCUGGGCCGAUGCAAGGCUACCCCAUGUGCCAACGAUGCGACGGGUACCAGAGGUACUGA